GGGUGUUUUAUCCAGUCUAGUCUACGCGCCUCUUUCUCUCUCCGAUGUUCUUUUCGCCCUUUCUUUCUGAAUUCAUAAUUCCAAGUCCUUCCCAUUUCUCUCGCCAUUUUUUAUUUUUUUAUUUUUACCCGGGUUUUUUGUUCUUGCUCCCUUCAAUCUCUCUCUCUCUCUCUCUCUCUCUCUCUCUGCCCUACUGUCACUUCUCUCUACUCUUUCAAUUCUCAUUCUUAAUUCUUCAACUUCUCUUCUUCCAUUUUUUUUUUUUUUGUUUUGAUUUUCAUUAUUUCGAUUUUUCGUAGACCGACUUUGAUUGUUUUUCUUUUUCAUUUGGACUUUUCCCCCCACGGUUGGGGUUUAAUUGCCGGGAAGUUCUCGGGAUUUUGUCUUUUUAGCUCGCUAAUUUUCUAUCUGGCUUUGAAUUGGUGGAUUUUGUGCUGAAUUUCGAAGGUUUUGGCUGUGAUCGGACCUUUUAAUUCUAAGAUCUGUUCUGCUUCGGUGGUCAAUUUUGAUCUGGUUAGUGUUUUAUUCAGCUACGGGUUUGGAUCAGAUCGAGGAAGAAACAGCGCCAUCCGAUGGCGCUGUUCAGAAGGUUCUUUUACAGGAAGCCGCCGGAUCGGCUUCUUGAAAUCUCCGAGAGAGUCUAUGUGUUUGAUUGCUGCUUCUCCACGGAAGUGUUGGAAGAAGAAGAAUAUAAGGUCUACUUGGAUGGCAUUGUAGCACAGUUGCAAGGCCACUUUCCCGAUGCCUCUUUCAUGGUUUUCAACUUCAGAGAAGGUGAUAGGCGUAGUCAAAUUUCUGAUGUACUGACUCAGUAUGACAUGACAGUUAUGGACUAUCCUCGGCAAUAUGAGGGGUGUCCUUUACUGUCAUUGGAGAUGGUUCACCACUUCCUUCGAUCUAGUGAAAGCUGGUUGUCGGUGGAGGGUCAACAGAAUGUUCUAUUGAUGCACUGUGAAAGAGGAGGAUGGCCUGUUCUUGCAUUCAUGCUAGCUGGUCUUCUCUUGUAUAGAAAACAAUACAGUGGGGAGCAGAAGACCCUUGAAAUGGUCUACAAGCAAGCUCCUAAGGAACUUCUCCAUCUUUUGUCUCCUUUAAAUCCUCAGCCUUCCCAUCUGAGAUAUCUUCAAUACAUUUCCAGGAGAAAUUUAGGUUCUGAUUGGCCUCCAUCGGAUACACCUCUAGUUUUGGAUUGUUUAAUACUUAGAGUUCUACCUCUUUUUGACGGGGGGAAGGGAUGUCGGCCUGUUGUGCGUGUUUAUGGUCAAGACCCCUCAACACCAGCAAAUAGAACUUCAAGGCUUUUAUUUUCAACAUCAAUCAAAAGAAAACAUAUCCGCAACUACCUACAGGCAGAGUGUAUGCUGGUGAAAAUUGAUAUUCAUUGCCAUGUCCAAGGAGACGUAGUUCUUGAAUGCAUCCAUUUGGAUGAAGAUCUAGUGCACGAGGAGAUGAUGUUUAGAGUUAUGUUUCACACAGCAUUCGUAAGAUCAAACAUUAUGAUGCUGAACCGUGACGAAGUUGAUGUUUUAUGGGAUGCAAGGGACCAAUUUCCUAAGGACUUCAGAGUUGAGGCACUCUUUUUGGAUGCUGAUGCUGUUGUCCCCAGUCUCACCACAGCCUUAGACGAUGAAGAUGGUAAUGAAACUGGAGCUGCUUCUCCUGAAGAAUUUUUUGAGGUUGAAGAGAUCUUCAGUAAUACAAUGGAUGGGCAGGAAGCAAAGGGGUCCAAUGAUCCUCAAGUGGUCAAGCAUGUAAACCGGAACGAAGAUUUGAAGGAGGACUUGGAUCCUCAUGCAUUCCAAGAUUGUGCAUCUGACGAUGGAAAUCAUCUUAGGCAUGAUAAGAAAUCAGAUUUUGAUGCAGUGAAGGACAUUACUGUGGAUGAUGUGAGGUACAAACUGGAUGAAAAUAUAUAUCCUGAUCUUAAUGUAGUUAAGGACAUUGGUGUAGAUGAUGGGGAUAUGAAUUCAAAUUCCUUCAUGGUUGCUGCUAAUGUCCUGACCCAUGUGGAAGCCCAGGGUUUGGUGGAUGAUGCAUACGAGAAAUUUGAAGAUAUAGAAGAAAAGGAUGAUGGUAGAUAUACUACAACUGAGAAAUUGGAAAACAAGGCUCUGCAGAAAAAGUUGAGUGCUGAUGGUUCAGAAUCUGAAAAAUUGCAAAUACCGAUUUCCAAGAAACAGCCUAUUUCAAGUGCAAAACCGACCACUGAUAUGGGUUUAACUGAACAGAAAGUCGAACAACAAGAGGCUCAAGGGUUUUCUGGAAAACAAGCAAGGCCAAAUAUAGUUUCUAGGUGGAUCCCACCUAACAAAGGCUCCUAUAUGAAUUCUGUGCAUGUUUCCUAUCCGCCUUCAAGAUAUAACAGUGCCCCUGCUGCCACUCUCAGUUCCCUAGUUGCUACAGAUGUGAAUAAUGACGUGGACUCUAUAAGGCCUUCAUACUCUGCACUUGGGGAACUCGUGCUUGGCCCAUCGUCUCCAGUUGAGUCGAUAGAGGAGACAUAUUCUUCCUCUGAAACUUUAAAACCAUCACACUGCGAUCCACAACUUGAAGUACCUCCUCCCCCACUGCCCACAAAGCCUCCAUCUCCAUAUUUUCCAUCACCCCCCCGAGCAAAUGCAAUACCUCCUCCACCACCUCCACCACCUCCACCACCUACUUCAUUUCAUCAUAUUGAGUCAACGUACUCUCCUCCACCACUUUCUGUGUCUUCAGCACCACCACCCCUAGUUAGCUCAUCAAAGACUGUGAUUACCCCUUCCCCUCCCCCUCCCCCUCCAUUCAGUAGGCAGAAUAGUGUUUUUUCCCAUUCUUCUACACAACCAUCAUGGGAGCAAAUAUAUUCUUCCGUUUCUAAUGCAAUGGUGGCUGGUUCUAUACCGCCUCCCCCUCCACCACCCCCACCACCACCUCUCUCCUCUCUCUCUCUGGUUAGGCCAUAUACAUCAAAGAAUAUUGCAAGUACUCCUCCAGCACCUGUUUUAUCCCCUCCCCCACCUUCUGUGAUGCAUGAAACACUUGCUUCACCACCUCCACCAUCCUCACCUGCUUCAUAUGGUGAUAAAGCAUCACCAACUCUAGCAUCUCCAGCACCCUCCCCUAUUACUUCAGUUCAUGGUGCUUCUCCACCCCCGCCCCCAACACCUCCACUUAUUACUUCAGUUCAUGGUGCUUCUCCCCCACCCCCACCCCCAUUAAUGUAUGAGGCAUUUCCUUCACCAUCUCUAAUGAAAAGAACACCACCUCCACCACCUCCACCCCCACCCAUGCAUGGUGCAUCUCCAACAACAUCUUUAUUAGGACCACCACCUCCUUCGAUGCAUGGGGCUUUUCCACCAUUGCCUCCUCCACCACCUCCGCCUCCACCAAUCCAUGGGACUCCGUCACCAUCACCACCCCCACCACCACCGCCUCCACCAAUGCACGGGGCUCCUCCCCCACCACCACCUCCUCCACCAAUGCACGGGGCUCCUCCUCCACCACCACCACCACCUCCACCAAUGCAUGGGGCUCCUCCACCCCCGCCACCACCUCCUCCUAUGUAUGGGGCUCCUCCCCCACCACCACCUCCUCCUAUGUAUGGGGCUCCUCCCCCACCACCACCUCCUCCAAUGCAUGGGGCCCCUCCCCCGCCGCCGCCACCACCUGGUGGAGGGAGAGCCCCUCCCCCACCGCCACCACCACCCGGUGGAGGGAGAGCCCCUCCCCCGCCUCCACCACCACCCGGUGGUGGGAGAGCCCCUCCACCGCCUCCCCCACCCGGUGGUGGGAGAGCCCCACCACCACCUCCCCCACCGGGUGGUGGUGGAGCCCCAGCACCCCCUCCCCCUCCGGGAGGUCGUGGAGCCCCACCCCCUCCUAGACCUCCUGGUGGUGGUGGACCUCCUCCACCUCCACCACUAGGUGCAAGAGGAGCAAACGCUCCACCUGACCCUAGAGGUUUGUCCUCUGGAAGAGGGCGUGGGCUAUCACGCUCAACAGCUACAGCACCUCGAAGGUCCUCCUUAAAGCCCCUACAUUGGAGCAAAGUAACGAGAGUUCUGCAAGGGAGCCUGUGGGAAGAACUGCAGAGAUAUGGAGAACCUCAAAUUGCACCAGAGUUUGAUGUGUCUGAGUUAGAGAGCCUCUUUUCUGCAAAUGUUCCCAAACCAGCUGAUGGAGGUAAAUCUGGAGGGCGAAGGAAGUCUGUUGGAUCCAAAAGUGACAAAGUUCACCUGAUUGACCUCAGAAGAGCUAAUAACACUGAAAUUAUGCUCACCAAAGUAAAGAUGCCUCUUCCUGAUAUGAUGGCUGCAGUGCUAGCUAUGGACGAGUCAGUAUUAGAUGUUGAUCAGGUGGAAAAUCUCAUAAAAUUUUGUCCUACGAAGGAGGAGAUGGAACUUCUUAAGGGAUACACUGGUGAUAAGGAUAACCUUGGAAAGUGUGAACAGUAUUUUUUGGAGCUGAUGAAAGUGCCUCGAGUAGAGUCAAAGUUGAGAGUGUUUUCCUUUAAGAUUCAGUUCGGCUCUCAGAUAUCAGAAUUUAAGAAGAGUUUAAAUACUGUCAACUCUGCAUGUGUCGAGGUUAGGAAUUCUGCCAAACUGAAGGAGAUUAUGAAGAAAAUUCUUUAUCUGGGGAAUACACUGAAUCAAGGAACAGCAAGGGGUUCUGCAGUUGGCUUCAAGUUGGACAGUCUUUUAAAGCUUGCUGAUACACGUGCUUCUAAUAAUAAGAUGACACUCAUGCAUUAUCUUUGCAAGGUCCUCGCUUCAAAGACACCAGCUCUUCUUAAUUUUCAUUUGGACCUCGGUAGCCUAGAGGCAGCAACCAAGAUACAAUUGAAGUCUUUAGCAGAAGAAAUGCAAGCUAUAAUUAAGGGGUUAGAAAAGGUCAGGCAGGAGCUUGUUGCUUCUGAAGGUGAUGGUCCAGUCUCUGAAAUUUUUCGCAAGACGCUGAAAGAAUUUAUUGCUAUCGCUGAGACAGAGGUGGCAUCAGUGACAAAUCUAUACUCUACUGUGGGUAGAAAUGCAGAUGCACUUGCACUAUAUUUUGGUGAGGAUCCAGCUCGUUGUCCAUUUGAGCAGGUUACAGUGACAUUAUUGAACUUUAUGAGAUUAUUUCGGAAAGCCCACGAAGAAAACUGCAAACAGGCCGAACUGGAAAGGAAAAAGGCGGAGAAAGAAGCUGAAAUGGAGAAAGCCAAAGGAAUUAGCCUUACGAAGAAGAGUGUGAAAUAGGUGAUAUACUUGAGUUCUCCUUAGCACGGGAGAUUGAGCUUUUGUCCUGCAAUUGCAACUCGGUUGUCACCUUGGGGCCGAGGGGAAGCAUGCCUUGUGACCAGCUUCAAAGAAAAUCCAAUUUGAGAUAUGUUCUGCAGUGCUAAAACCUCGAUGAACAUGGAUAAACACAUGGGCUGUUUAUUUGUGCCUGCAGAACUUCUGAGUUGGCCAAGUUGUUUAUUUGUACAUAGUUGACGUGCUGCUACCUGGACCAACAGAAUCGUGUCCCAACUCAACCGAUCUUUCACACUUGAAUAGACAUAUCAACCAUGGAGAUAACAUUGGGUGCUGACCAUCUUCGCGAAUCAAAGGUAUUCCAUGUGCUGGCAGCUUCAAUUCUGAUUAUGGGUUUGGCUCCUCCGGCAGAUUUUUUCAGAAUAGUGUUUACAAUCCUAGAUCAGUGUUUGGAUUAAAGUAGGUGAUCUGGUUUCGGCUUUGACAAUGAAUGCAUGUGGCACAAAAGUUUUGGGCAGAGAAUUUGCAUAUCCUUGAAAUCCAGCCGUAGCACGAAGCCAUGUACAGAGCGAGCCUCUCUAACCAUUCCAUACAUUAGAAUGUAAAUUUUUUUGUUGUUUGAUGUAUCAUGAAAAUAGUUUCUCUCCCUCUUAUUUGUAGAUUUUUUUUGACUCAAACCCGUCCUAGAGAUGUUGUAUAGCGCAGAUUCAGAGAGUAAUUAGAAGACGGGUUCUCCCACCACUGUAAUUGUAAUAUAAAUCGAAAAUAUAGGCCACGUUUGAAAUCCUCUCGUUUCUCU
Molecule: messenger RNA, 6012 nt
Organism: Cucurbita moschata (crookneck pumpkin)
Lineage: Eukaryota; Viridiplantae; Streptophyta; Magnoliopsida; Cucurbitales; Cucurbitaceae
Product: formin-like protein 20
Exons: 20
Coding region: 573-5216 (1547 amino acids)
Source: RefSeq, a predicted model, not a curated record